Messenger RNA from Ostrinia nubilalis (European corn borer), 886 nucleotides. RefSeq names its product cuticle protein 18.6-like. NCBI's taxonomy places the organism in Eukaryota, Metazoa, Arthropoda, Insecta, Lepidoptera, Crambidae. The transcript is spliced from 3 exons. The record is from RefSeq and is a predicted model, not a curated record. The coding region runs from base 18 to 791 and encodes 257 amino acids. Gene Ontology annotation, cellular component: extracellular matrix.
UCAUAGUCAUUACAACAAUGUUCUCCAAAAUCGUAGCUUUGAGCGCCAUCUUGGCCGUCUCCGCGGCUGGUCUCCUGCCGGAGCCGCACUACUCCUCCGCCGCGGCCGUGUCCUCCCAGAGCAUCGUGCGCCACGACCAGCCCCAGACCUACGCCACCAAGCUGGUGGCCGCGCCCGUCGCCAAAGUGGCCGUAGCCGCCCCCGUGUACCACGCCGCCCCCGCCGUCGCCUACCACGCCGCCCCCGCCCACUACUCGUCCGCCGACGCCGUGUCCUCCCAGAGCAUCGUGCGUCAUGACCAGCAGCCCUCGGCCAAGCUCGUAGCCGCCGCCCCCGUGUACCACGCGCCCGCCCAGGUCGCCUACCACGCGCCCGCCCAGGUCGCCUACCACGCCGCCCCCGCCGCCGUGACCUACCACGCAGCCCCCGCCCCAGUCGCUUACCACGCUGCCCCCGCUGCCGUCGCCUACCACGCCGCCCCUGUCGCCAAGGUGAUCGCCCCCGCCGCUAAGGUCCUGGUCGCCCACCACGAGGAGGAAUACGCUCACCCCAAAUACGAGUACUCGUACUCCGUCGCCGACGGCCACUCCGGCGACAACAAGUCCCAGCACGAGAGCCGCGACGGCGACGCCGUGCACGGCGAGUACUCCCUGGUGGAGGCUGACGGCUCCAUCCGCAAGGUCGAGUACUCCGCCGACGACCACAACGGCUUCAACGCGGUGGUCAGCCACUCCGCGCCCGCCCACCACGCCGCCCAAGCCCACGCGCCCGUCCUCCUCGCUCACCACUAAGUCAAUUUAAACGAACGAAACAUAGAUGUAGCUGAUAAGAAAUGCAUUGUAAAUAGUGCUUAUUUAUUACACAAAAUAAAGAGAUCAAACUCUUA